Molecule: messenger RNA, 1995 nt
Organism: Cornus florida
Lineage: Eukaryota; Viridiplantae; Streptophyta; Magnoliopsida; Cornales; Cornaceae
Product: laccase-4-like
Exons: 6
Coding region: 62-1726 (554 amino acids)
Biological process (GO): lignin catabolic process
Cellular component (GO): apoplast
Molecular function (GO): hydroquinone:oxygen oxidoreductase activity; copper ion binding
Source: RefSeq, a predicted model, not a curated record
CUGAAAGUUCAAAGAAUAUUGUAGAGAGAGAGAGAGAGAGAGAGAGAGAGAGUUUAGAGAGAUGGCGGCAUGGAUUCGCGUCUUGGUCCUGGUGGCUUGUCUGCUUCCAUUGGUGGUGGAGUGUAGGGUUCGUCAUUACAAGUUCAAUGUGGUGAUGGCAAACGCUACAAAGUUAUGUUCAAGGAAGCCCAUAGUUACAGUGAAUGGGCGUUUCCCAGGUCCAACCAUCUAUGCCAGGGAAGAUGAUACAGUGCUUGUGAAGGUCGUUAACCAUGUCAAAUACAACGUCAGCGUUCACUGGCAUGGAAUUAGACAGCUGCGAACGGGUUGGGCAGAUGGACCGGCAUAUAUUACACAGUGCCCGAUUCAGCCUGGCCAAAACUUUGUGUAUAACUUCACCAUUACCGGCCAAAGGGGCACUCUCUGGUGGCAUGCUCACAUCCUUUGGCUCAGGGCUACCGUCCAUGGUGCUCUUGUCAUCUUGCCCAAGCUUGGUGUCCCAUACCCUUUUCCCAGACCCCAUAAAGAAGUGGUUAUCAUACUAGGUGAAUGGUGGAAAUCAGAUGUUGAAGCUGUGAUCAAUGAGGCGACGAAAUCAGGGUUGGCUCCAAAUGUUUCUGAUGCUCACACCAUCAAUGGCCAUCCAGGGCCAGUCCCAAAUUGCUUGUCACAGAGGGGGGUCAAUCUGCCAGUGGAUCCUAGCAAGACAUACAUGUUGCGAAUCAUCAGUGCUGCACUCAAUGAAGAGCUCUUCUUUAAGAUUGCAGGCCAUAAACUCACCGUUGUUGAGGUUGACGCCACUUAUGUUAAACCCUUCAAGACUGACACCAUUGUUAUAGCACCCGGCCAGACCACAAAUGUCCUUCUGACAGCUGAUCUUGGAAGCGGGAAGUACUUGGUUGCAGCAUCGCCUUUCAUGGAUGCACCAAUUGCAGUUGAUAAUAUGACUGCUACCGCGACAUUACAUUAUUCCGGUACCCUCACUACCACUGCCACCACUCUCACUGCCCCACCUCCUAAAAAUGCCACUCCAGUGGCAACAACCUUUACAAACUCCCUCAGAAGCCUAAACUCGAAGAAGUACCCUGCCAAAGUCCCAUUAACUAUUGACCAUUCCCUUUUUUUCACCAUUAGUCUUGGCGUUAAUCCUUGCGCUGCUUGUGCUAGUGGUGUCCGGGUGGUGGCUGAUAUUAAUAAUAUCACUUUUGUAAUGCCAAAAAUCGCUCUUCUUCAAGCACAUUUCUUCAAUAUGCCCGGGGUUUUCACUGAUGAUUUCCCAGGAAAGCCACCGAUAACAUUUAACUUCACUGGCACACAGCCAACAAACAUGGCAACCAUGAAUGGUACAAGGCUUUAUAGACUUGCCUACAACUCUACUGUGCAACUAGUCUUACAAGACACUGGAAUGAUAGCCCCCGAAAACCACCCUAUCCAUCUUCACGGCUUCAACUUCUUUGUUGUUGGAAAAGGAAUAGGAAAUUUCAAUCCCAAGAAGGAUCCGAAGAAGUUCAAUCUGGUAGACCCUGUUGAGAGGAACACGGUUGGAGUCCCCUCUGGUGGGUGGACUGCUAUCAGAUUCAGAGCAGAUAAUCCAGGGGUUUGGUUCAUGCAUUGCCAUUUAGAGGUGCACACAACAUGGGGACUGAAAAUGGCAUUCGUCGUGGACAAUGGCAAAGGCCCUGGCGAAUCAAUUCUACCACCUCCUAUAGACCUUCCCAAGUGUUGAUAGAGAUUAUUAGGGUUCCAUACCAACACUUCUCUAUAGUAUUUUGUGUUGAAGAAAGAACGAGGACAGGAAGAAAGCAAGCAAAUGAAAAGGUAAUAUAAAAAGGAGUCAGCUAAUAAACAGAGUUCUUUUGGGCAAGCAAAAUGUGAUGCUCAGAGUUGUACAAAAGCAGCCAAAUUCUUUGUUUUGGUUAUUCUUGGGAUAUAUGUUUGAUUGUAUUUAUACAUAUAUUGAUAAUUGAAGUUCCAAAAGAUAUUUUUAGUUAACAA